Messenger RNA from Acipenser ruthenus (sterlet), 4190 nucleotides. RefSeq names its product solute carrier family 35 member G1-like. The coding region runs from base 334 to 1557 and encodes 407 amino acids. Gene Ontology annotation, cellular component: endoplasmic reticulum membrane; plasma membrane. Gene Ontology annotation, biological process: calcium ion export across plasma membrane; regulation of cytosolic calcium ion concentration. NCBI's taxonomy places the organism in Eukaryota, Metazoa, Chordata, Actinopteri, Acipenseriformes, Acipenseridae. The transcript has 3 exons. The record is from RefSeq and is a predicted model, not a curated record.
UGCACAGAAUGUACCAGUAUGUGCAUUUUGUCCACUACAGGUCCUUUUGUGGACAAAAUGAUACAUGACACAAACGGCGCCCCAUGGUAUUUCAUCAUGGUCUAAUCAGGACUUGGGUUUGUCGUACUUAAAUCUUGGGUAACGUUUUAGUUGGCCACUUGCUCUGACAGUCAAAGUCCUCGAUUACCCAAGUGGUGAAAUGUAAUAGUACAGGAGUUGACAAUACUAAACCAAGGUUACUAAUUUAACUAACGAAACUCAUUACUCUUCUUCGCUGAAGAGAAAAUUGUAAGAGGAAAAAAGGCACCAAUCAACCACCAUCCAGCAUCAAAAAUGAACAACUUCACCGGGAGAAGUAGAAACGAUGAAGAUGAGAACGAUAUUUCAGUGGAGCUCGACAGAGAAGAAAUAGAGAUUAACUGCCUAGAACAAGAGGAUGAACGUGAAACUGAAAAGAUUAAACUGAAAAAUAACAGUAACAGUCAUCACUUUACUAAUGAUGAUGGAGCAGGUAGCACAGAUAAUAACACAGCAAGUAAGAGAAAUGCGGGUGUCAGAAAACAGUUGUCUGUUUUCAUGUGCUGUGGACAGAAAGCUGAUACAAAGAAGGGCAAGCAGGCAGUUUCGAAAGACUUGGAAAAGAAACCUGCCUUUACAGGAAUUGGCCUGGUUUAUGCCUUGUUGGCUUCGUUUCUUUUCUCAGUAAUAGCCCUUUUAGCGAAGAAAAUAGAGGGAGUCCAUUCUGUGGAAAUCAGUUUGAUCCGAUGUUUCUUCCAGAUGCUGUUUCUCCUUCCUGCCAUUAUUUAUAAUAAAACUGGAUUUUUGGGACCAAGAGAUCAGAGAAUCUUUCUCUUUCUGAGAGGGUUUCUCGGUGCAAAUGCAAUGAUUCUGUUAUUCUACGCCGUGCAGCAGAUGCCUUUGGCCGACGCAACUGUCAUUAUGUUCAGUAAUCCAGUCUUUACUGCGAUCUUGGCCUGGAUUUUCCUCAAGGAAAAAUGCACCAUCUGGGACUUUGUCUUCACCCUUUUCACACUGACAGGAGUUAUACUAAUUGCAAGACCCCCCUUCCUCUUCGGGUCCCGCACUGAGGGGAUUGAGGGAGAAUACACAAACCACAUGAAGGGAACCAUUGCGGCAUUUGCAGGCGCAGUAGGAGCUGCGUUCACUUUUGUUGUGCUCAGAAAAAUGGGGAAAAGCGUGCACUACUAUUUGUCUGUGUGGUACUAUGCAGUCAUUGGUUUCAUAGAAUGCGUCAUUGCUCUGUUCGCCAUUCAGGAGUGGAGCUUACCAUAUUGUGGGGGGGACAGGUGGCUUUUAAUAUUGAUAGGGCUGCUGGGAGUAGCAGGCCAGGCCUUUCUCACGAAAGCACUGCAGCUUGAAAAAGCAGGCCCAGUGGCCUUAAUGAGAACUAUGGAUGUGGUGUUUGCCUUUAUAUUUCAGUUUUUUUUUCUUAAUCGCGCUCCAACCUGGUGGAGUUUUGGUGGAGCAUUCUGUGUAAUUAGCAGUACUAGUGGAAUUGCACUGCGUAAAUGGUAUAUCAAUACAAGAAGUGGGUAACCACAACUACAAUGACGGCCACAGUUAUACUUUAUCUGACCAUAUUCUCUACUAUACAGUUAUGCAUACUAUUAAUAGGGAUUUCACUGUGUUCUUGCCAUAAUCCUAAACCUUUCAUAGAGGAAUAAUCUGAAUUAAUGAGUGCAAUUUUACAUUUCCAAAUGAAACCUAUUUAAGAGUUACUUGGCGUGCUUACGUGCAUAUAAAAAAAAAUGAGGUAUUUAUGAUCAUUUUUAUUUUUGUGACACUUAAAUUGAAAGCUUUAUUUAUAACAACUUUAUUAUUAUUAUUAUUAUUAUUAUUAUUAUUAUUAUUAUAUGAAGGGUUAUAAAUAAAUAUGGGUUAGCUAACUCAUUUGUCAUGUUUUUCUAGGAAAUAUUAAAAUAUAGGCAGUAAAGUGAAUUGUCUUUACAAAGUAAAGAUUACACAUCAAUUAAUAGAAUUUGAAAUAACAUAUAUAUAUGUAUAUAUAUAUAUAUAUUCUGAUCAAUUUGACCUUUCUACUGCAGCUACAGUAUAUUUUCUUAAUGAUUUUAAAUAGUAUAGAUUAAUAACACGACAGCAUAAUUGCACUUUAAUUGCAUCACAGUCUUCCUUGCAAGACCUAGUAAUGACAAAUACCUUGUUAUUCCUCUUGUUUGUAAAUUAGAUUUUUAUUUUAAUAAUUUUUUCAUGCACUUAUGGUCCAUUUUAUUGUUAUCUUAUUAGUUAAAAAAACAUUUAUUAGUUUUGCAUUGUAUCACAUUGUGGUCUAGAUUCCGCAUCAAAUCUACAGGGUUCUGUUUUUUUGUUUUGUUUUUAAUAGUCAUAAUAUAUUAGUUAAUGUUUCAAAAUAAUGAUCGCUCAGGGACAAGUCAUUAGAUGCACUUUUGCCUUUUUGAAUAGAUUUGAGUGUGUGAAUGUUUUAUUUUUUGAAAAAAAUAUCAUACAGCCUUUUCCAUGCAGUAGUGAAGGCCUCACUUCAAGAACCCCCUAAUUAUGUUCAGUAAAUGUCAUGUAUAGGACCAUAAUUGAGAUGUACAUAGCUGCACUAAAACACUUAAAAGUGAUUGUAGCUAUUCUAAAUAACUCCAUAAAGCUGGGUCUAUUGUGCACUUCUUUUUGCUAUAUAGUUCUAAAAUGUGCAGCAUAGCAAACAUGUAUUUUUAUUUUAAAACAUGAUAUUGCUACAAUAGGAUCCAGAAAUAUUGUGUUUGCAAGUCUUGCUCAGGUGUUGUUGCCCUUCCUUGGUCAUUUCACCUGGAUUGUAAAACUGUCCCCAUUUGCAACUAGAAACACAUUUGAACCACAAGACCCUGCUGAAAGGCAGUGAAACAGUAACAGUAAGGUAAGCAAACAGAACUUUUCUUAUCCUAAUGUGCUGUCAGAGGGCAUGUCUUAAAUUGAAAAUACAUGCUUGCACAUUUGAGAUCUAGGCCUAUAUACAGUAACGAACAAAAGUGCAUGACAGGUAAGAUUUAAAAAAUAAUAAUAAUAAUGAAUGCCAAUCUGCCUACAUCCCUCUGGGUAAGUUACUGGAACAGAUCUAGACUCUCCAUGUUGAGAAGGGGGAUUUCCUGAGUUCAGUAUUCAAAGAGUAUGUAGUUUCAUAUGACAUUUUAACUGUUUUUAUUUGUUUUUGUAAUCCUUUUUAUGAUGUUUGUAAUUGUUCUGAGUGUCGUUGCUCAGAUAUUGAAUUGUAUUAAUUUCUGCUUUCUAGUUUUAAGAAAACUAAAAAAAAAAACUGAUAUGAACCAGACAGUAAAUUAGAAGGCCAAAAGUGUUUGAUAUAUAAAGUAAAAAAUCAAUGAGACUCAGCUUCAAAUAUGAUAUGAGGGUUAAGGGAAGUAAAAAUAAAACUGUUAACAUGACAUUUGUUGAUACUCUUUAAUGCUGAGACCCUAAUAUCAACAACACAAACCCCAACUGUUUACAGUAUUUAGGAGGAAAGAGCCAUCACAAUCUUUAUUUAUGGAGCUGUCUUUAUUGCAGAUUAAUUUGUAGGUUUGAGAUUCAUGGAUAACAUUAAAAAAAAAAAAAAAUUGUUUUUUUGCAGCCCUACAAGAAAUCAAUUAUGCAUUCUGUCAGUUUCAUAAAGAUGUCAAAAUAUUAUAAAAUGUCCAUCUAUUUUUACAAUAUUCGUACUGUAUGUGCAAUUUGGUCCUAUAAGCACUGAAUAUUCAAUAACAAUUUAGAGAUAUUUUUCUACUCAAAACGUUUUUAAAGUCCUUGAUACUGUAUAAAACUAUAUAUUUUGGAAUGAUCAGGCUAUGCUUAUUUUUUUUAAAAAGAUGAUUAUUAGAAAAGGUUGCAUAAAUAUUUUACAAUAUAAUGUUAAAAAAAAACAACUUAGUCUCUCAAUGGAUUUCAACCUGUAUAAGAAUAGAAUUAAAACUUUUCCUCAAACCAAAAUAUGUGUUUUGUGUUGUUUCUAUUAAAUAAUGUUUGGAGGAAGUGUCUUUAAAAUAAAAUAAUAAAAUUGCUCAACAUGGAAACCUAACCCUAUUGCAUGUGAUCUAAUUACAUUGACGUCUACUUUCUAGUUCUCAGUGUGUAUAUAACAGUCUUAUUCUUUUUGUGUGAUUUGUUUUGUUUGCACUUUGUUUUAUUUUUAAUAGAAAUACAGAACACGAUUUGAUAGUCAAGUAUAUUUU